AUGGAGCGGCCGCCACAUCACAUCUCUUCAAGUAGCAGGAGCCAGCAGCAUCACAUGUGGUACCUUACAACAGGAAUCCAGUUAUUGGAGCAGAGGGGACGCGACGCGACGCGCUCACAUCACGCGGUGGGCCGGCACCUUCAGCAUCGAUGCUUCUCUUCUUGGAAGCGGCUCUCGGCAGAGUCGGUUUGGUGUCAGGAUACAAACCGCCGGGUAUUUGAAGCCACUUGGGGCAGAAAUGGCAUUACGCGUGCUGUUUCAGAUUACUGCAGUGAAACAGCUCAGUAUCUGGAUGCUAUUGUUUCUCCCAACCUGAAGACGACCAAAAUCCUGCGGGUUCCUCCAGCAGUAUCAAUGUCAGAAUGUAUAUCGGCGUGUUGUGACUUUACUGACUGUGACUUGGCAUGGAUGUUUGAGGGUCGCUGUUACAUUAUAAAUUGUCAACACAGGGAUGAGUGUGAGCCAAAAAUGACUAGUGCUGUGGAAUCUUACUUAAGCUUUGUGCAGCGGUCACCAGCUCUGAAGCCAAGCUUACGAGAUGCCUAUCAUAAGGGCAGAGGACGUUCCAUGGGGAAGCAAAGGGACUCGGUGCCAACUGAGGGGAAUAUUAACCUGCAAGAUCUUUAUGGUGAAGACUUGACCCUUGAUGGCUCUAUUGCGAAGAACUCCAUAAGGGACUACAAAGAAAUACCCGCUACUUUUGGGAAUUCAGAAAGUUCCAGCAAGGGUCAAGGGCAAAUGCAAGGCUCACAGCCCUGGCCACUGUGGGAUUUUAAAUAUGAUGCUGAUGUGUCUUCAGUGAAGGCAAGUGGGAUCGGUGUUGAGGAGGAGGAUGCUGGAAUUCAAAGCAGAGCCCCUCUAAACGUGAGUUUCCCAGUUAAUGAAUCUCAGCAGGAAGAAUGGAGUGAUGAAACAAAGCAAGAGGUGAACAAUGUUAUGAAAUUAGUCCCUUUGGAGAGAGUGAGCAAAGGAAAACUCCUGCAAAAGUUCAAUGCAAACAGAACCAGUGUCCAAGAGGAAGAUGCACUUCCAUCAAAUUCAUCACAUAUUGAAACAUUGACUACAACGCUGAACCCAGAAACGAGCAGUUUUGUGUCCGAACACCAACAGAAAUCUGGAGAAGGCAUCCAGAUUAUAACUCCCAGUGUCGAGAGUUCACUCGCUUCACAGCCCCCAGCCACAGAGACAUUAACUAUCGCUACGCAACGAGGCUGCAUCCACGUAGUCUCUGCCAAGAAGAGACCUCUCAGGGCAUCAUCAUCUCUUCCACCACCUCUGAAGCAGAUACUUCAGCUUUCUGCGAACUGUCAGAAGACUUUUGACAGCCUGAAAGCUGUAACCACUGCUCCAAUGUUAGCCACCCCUAAUUAUGCAAAGCCAUUCAAGGUGGCUAUUAAUCGGAGUGAUGUGGAUUAUCCUUUAUUUCUCUCUUUUCCCACAGUCAAGGAGCUGGUUGUAUCUGCGGGGAGUAACAUAGUGGUCACGCAACCCAAAAAUUCUGUGGAGCUGAAUACUUUUGUGGUUCCUGCACCAUCAGCAGAAUCACCUUACAGUUAUCAGUGGAAUCUAGUGAGCCAUCCCGUGGACUUUGAGGGUGUAAUGGAAGGCAAGGAUUCUCCGACACUGAAGCUAUCUCAGUUGUCAGAUGGCCUGUACGUUUUCAGAGUCUGUGUGUCUGGAGAAGGUGCUUUUGGAGAAAGCUUUAUCAACGUCACUGUGAAACCUGCUCCUCGCAUCAAUCAACCACCAGUAGCUAUCGCCUCACCAUGGAUACAAGAAGUUUCCCUACCUACAACCUCAACAUUUAUUGAUGGCAGUCAAAGUACAGAUGAUGAUAGGAUUGUGAGUUAUCGCUGGGAGGAGAUUAAGGGUCCCCUGCGAGAACAAAAGGCAUCAGCAAACACUGCCACCCUCCAUUUGUCUAACCUCAUGACUGGUAACUACACCUUCAGACUCACUGUACUUGAUUCAGAUGGGAUUGAGAACUCGACAACUGCUAUGGUGAUUGUCAGCAGACCUGUGGAUUAUCCACCCAUAGCAAACGCUGGCCCGAAUCAGGCAAUAACCCUGCCCUGUAAUAGCAUUACACUGAACGGAAACCAGAGCAACGAUGAUUAUCAGAUUGUGAACUAUGAGUGGUCACUCAGUCCGAACAGCAAGGGCAAGGUGGUUGAAAUGCAGGGUGUGCGGACCCCUUACCUCCAGUUGUCUGCGAUGCAGGAAGGGGAUUAUACCUUCCAGCUCACCGUGACAGACUCUGCUGGGCAGCAGUCCUCAACUGAGGUGACGGUCAUUGUCCAACCUGAGAAAAACAGUCCCCCAAUAGCAAUUGUGGGUCCUGACAAAGAAUUAAUAAGCCCAGUAGAAAGUACUACUUUGGAUGGACAAGGGAGCACUGAUGAUCAGGGUAUUAUCUCAUAUCACUGGGAGAAGAUCAGUGGCCCUGAUGUGAAAGUUGAGGAUAAUGACAAGGCUGUGGCCACAGUGAUAGGGCUUCACGUUGGGACAUACCAAUUCAGGUUGACUGUCACUGACCAGCAAGGCCUAAGCAGCUCAAAAACAGUGGCAGUCACUAUCAAAGAAGAAACCAAUAAUCGUCCUGAAGCUAAUGCUGGAGGUAACCAUUUUCUGGCUUUACCCAAUAACUCCAUCACCCUUGAUGGUUCCAACUCCACUGAUGACCAAGACAUUGUAUCUUAUCUUUGGACACGGGAUGGGCAGAGUCCUGCUGCAGGUGAGGUAAUACAUUACUCAGAUCAUGAAGCAAGACUGCAGCUAACUAACCUUGUGGAAGGGAAGUAUAUUUUUCACCUGAAAGUCACUGAUGCAAAUGGGGAGUCGGACACAGAUAGCACCACUGUUGAAGUACGACCAGAUCCGAGGAAGAAUGACUUGGUGGAGCUGGUGCUCCAGGUCACAGUGAGCAGUCUGACUGAGCAACAGAAGGAUACUCUUGUGCGACAGCUGGCAGUGCUGCUUGGGGUGUUUGACACAGACAUCAAUGUCCAGAAGAUUCAGGCACAUUCCGAUUCCAGUACAUUAUUGACAUUCUACGUUCAAGGUGGGCAGCCGUACAGGGUGUCCAAAGGUGUGGAUGUGGCCAGGAGUUUGCAGAAACAGCUCAUGAGAGAGAAAAUGGACUUCCUGCUUUUUAAAACCCUGAGGAUAGAUACAGCUGUCUGCUUUCUGAAAUGCUCAGGUCAUGGGCACUGUGACCCAUUCACUAAGCGUUGUGUCUGCUAUGCAUUCUGGAUGGAGAACCUAAUCCAGCGUUACUUCGACGACGGAGAGAGCAACUGUGACUGGAGUGUGUUGUAUGUGAUUUUGUCAGUGUUUCUAAUGAUCAUCAUUAUUGGCGGAAUAUGCUGGACAUGUAUCUGUUGCUGUAAGAGAAAGCGAACCAAAGUAAGGAAGAAAAACAAGUACACCAUCUUAGACAACAUGGAUGAUCAGGAACAAAUGGCACUGAGGCCAAAAUAUGGUGUGAAACACAAAAGCACAGAACAUAACUCAAGUCUGAUGAUAUCUGAAUCAGAAUUUGACAGUGAUCAGAACACACUCUUUAGCAGAGAAACCAUCGAAGAGAACCAUAAAGUUGUUGUGAACGGCUCACUUAAGAAUGGAGUCUCCUUUAAUUAUCAUCCCCAAAACAGAUAA
Hemiscyllium ocellatum (epaulette shark) is the source of this 3657-nucleotide messenger RNA. Its product is annotated as dyslexia-associated protein KIAA0319-like. Bases 1 to 3657 code for a protein of 1218 amino acids. The record is from RefSeq and is a predicted model, not a curated record. The transcript is spliced from 22 exons. NCBI's taxonomy places the organism in Eukaryota, Metazoa, Chordata, Chondrichthyes, Orectolobiformes, Hemiscylliidae. Gene Ontology annotation, cellular component: plasma membrane; cytoplasmic vesicle.